UUCCAAGGUCACGUGCAUUGUCCGUGACUAGAAACCCUAGCUUGCGGCUUAGGGGUUUUAAAACCAGAGCGAUGGGCGUUUUCUAGGGUUUUAGAGAAACCUCCGAGCUCCAUUUCCCUCUCUGAACCGAUUUUACCCGAAAAAUAUGGGUUUCUGGGGAAUUGAAGUGAAACCGGGCAAACCGUACCCUUACCACUCGGACAAUGUGCAAGGAAAGCUUCACAUAACUCAGGCAACAUUAGGCCUUGGCUCUUCAACAGAGAGGUGCAUACUUCAGUGUUUUGUAGGACACAAGAAUCCAGUUUUCUUGUGUUCUUUGUUACCGGAUAAGAAUGAGUCAUGCCCUCUAAAUCUUGAAUUUGAGAAUGAUGAUUUAUUUGCCUUCUCGGUGAUUGGCCCCCGUAGCAUCCAUCUCUCUGGUUAUUUUGAGGCUGAUGAUGGAUAUGCCAUUCAAGAUCACUACGAAUCUGAUUCUUCUGGUGAGGAUAUUGGUGAAACACAGUCCGAGGAUUCAUCUGACUUUGAUUCUGAAGAUGACUAUGAGGAAGACUUCAUUGACAACAGUGAUCUUGAGAUGUACUCACCUUCACAUAUGCCAAAUAGUGGAGUUGUAAUUGAGGAAAUAGUGGACGAUGAAAAGCCUACAAAUGGAAAUGUUCAGCUAAAACGAAAAAAGAAGAAUCAAUCAAGUGACUCUGAGAACCAUAGAGAAUCUCAACAACAAAUUAUUGUCCAGAGUAGUGUUGUAUCUGUUUUGGAAAGUGAAGAUGAUGAUGGUUUUCCAGUUUCUGCCGCACAUAAAAGCAAUGCUAAUAUUCAGAAGCCCGAGACAGAAGCAGAGAUUACUGAAAAGAAAAUAACUGAGAAAACCAAGAAGAAGACGAAAGCAAAUGAUGGUGAUCAUGCUGCUGGCUUAAAAAGAAAGGUUGAAAGCGAUGACCAAGAUGAUCAUACAGAAAGGCAAAAGAGGAAAAACAAGAAGAAGGGGAAAGAACAGGCUAAAGAGGGAAAGGCUCUGUUAUCUGGUAAGGAAACUGAGAUGAAUAUUCCUACUGAGGAUGAAAAGCGGCCGGAGGAGUUGAAGAGGAGCCCCAACCUGAACCAAGUUUCUCCCGUUGGGAAUGACCAUGAUCAGAAGCUGUCAAAUGAGAAGGGCCCUGAUCUUGAUGUGGACCUUGUUCCUGGAAAAAGUUCAGCAGAGAAGAAAAAGAAGAAAAAGAAGAAGAAAACUCAGGAGAGUGAAGUUAAAACUAAUGUGCAUCAAACCAUUUCAGCAGUGGGAAAUCAGGAGUUAGAUGAAAAGCAAGGCAAAGACAAGUCAUCUCAAGUGAGAACAUUUCCAAAUGGGUUGGUUAUCGAGGAGCUAGCAAUGGGCAAACCAGAUGGCAAAAGAGCUUCCCCUGGAAAACAGGUCAGUGUCCAUUAUAUUGGCAAGCUAAAAAAUAAUGGAAAAAUUUUUGAUUCGAAUGUGGGAAGGGCACCAUUUAAGUUCCGCCUAGGUAUAGGACAAGUUAUAAAGGGGUGGGAUGUUGGGGUUAAUGGCAUGCGUAUUGGGGACAAAAGAAGACUCACAAUUCCGCCAUCCAUGGGCUAUGGAUCUGAACGGGCUGGGAAGAUCCCCCCAAAUUCAUGGCUCGUGUUUGAUGUAGAGUUGGUCGAUGUUCGUUGAUCACAGCGCUUUCAUGUUUUUCCUUAGUUUUUGGAGGUUUUCACUUGCUGCAAAAAGAUGUGAAGAAGUGUUUCAUAGUAAAUGAUUGGGUCUUUGAGAAAAAAGGAAAAACUUUGUCCAGGAUUGUAAAUUUUGGAUCCAUCGGCUCUCAAAUGGGGGAACUGUUUGAGAAAAAAUUUUGUGAAAUUUCAAGUGUUUUGAAGAAUUUAGUUACUUAUAGUGAGUUAUGAAGGUUAAUAUUUCCUAAA
Molecule: messenger RNA, 1917 nt
Organism: Carya illinoinensis
Lineage: Eukaryota; Viridiplantae; Streptophyta; Magnoliopsida; Fagales; Juglandaceae
Product: peptidyl-prolyl cis-trans isomerase FKBP53-like
Exons: 11
Coding region: 146-1669 (507 amino acids)
Molecular function (GO): peptidyl-prolyl cis-trans isomerase activity
Source: RefSeq, a predicted model, not a curated record